GCGUAGUGAUCGCCCGCAGUCUCACUUUGGCUUUUGCUCUCGAGCACCAUGGCGUCGCCCGUGCAAGCGAUCUCGCACCGCCUCGACAGCCUCCCGCUGACCGGCUUCCUCGGCGUCUCGAGCUACUACUGGGGCCUCCUCCUCAAGUCGGGGAUUGGCUGGGCGAUGGACUCGAUGGACACUUUCCUCUUCACGUACCUCGGCUCGAAAGGCUGGAAGACUGACGUGCGCAACAGCGACGGCUCCAAGCUCAACGCGCACGAGCUCGGCCUCCUCGGCUCGGCGGUCUUUGCCGGCUCGCUCGUCGGUGGCAUCUUCUUUGGCCAGUUGGCCGACACGUAUGGUCGCAAGCCCAUCUUCAUGGCGACCUUGCUUCUCUUCAUGCUCGCGACGCUUGUCUGCGGCGCCGCCGACGUCUACGGUGUCUUGCUCGCCUUCCGCUUCAUCGCUGGUAUCGGCAUGGGCGGCGAGCUCCCGGUCGCUGCGACGCUCGUCCAAGAACUCGCGCCGGCGCCAGUCCGCGGCCGCAUCAUCGUGCUCCUCGAAUCAUUUUGGUCGAUCGGCGCCAUGAUCGCUGUCCUCCUCGCGUUUGAGCUCACCAAGCACGUCUCGUGGCGCGUCGUCUUUUACUUGUCGGCGAUCCCGGCGCUGUACGCGGUCGCGAUCCGGUACCUCAUCCCCGAGUCGCCCAAGUGGCUCGCGAGCGUCGGCCGCAUGGACGAGGCCGAGGCGAUCGUCGCCAAGAUCGAGCGCGCCCACGGUGUGACGUACGACAAGGACACGCUCAAGCCGACUGUGCUGACGCCCGGCAUGGACACGUACAACUGCAGCAGUCUCAAGCCGUACGAGCGCGUCGCGCUCAUGUUUCGCGGCGAGUUCCUCGCGCGCACGCUCGUGCUCUGGACGGUCUGGUGCUGCCUCGCGUUCUCGUACUACGCCGUGUACAUUUGGCUGCCCGACCUCCGCGGCAAGGAGAAGGGCGGAUACAACCUCAACAACUCGACGGGCUCGAUGUUCUUCAUCAUCUUCUGGCAGCUCCCGGGCUACCUCUCGGCCGCGUACCUCGUCGAGGUGUUUGGCCGCAAGGUGACACUCGCCGCCUACCUUGUCGGGUCAAUUGUCUCGGCGCUCGCGUUUGGCUACGUGGAGAAUACGCAGACAAACCUCAUGAUCACGGGCGCCUUCAUGUCGUGGUUCAUGCUCGGCGCGUGGGGGGCCCUCUACGCGUACACGCCCGAGAACUACCCGACGCCGAUCCGCGCCAUGGGGGCGGCGUAUCCCUCGGCGUUUAGCCGCAUUGGCGCCACCGCCGGACCGUACGUGGUGCCGAUCAUGAUCGAGAAUGGCUGCAGCAGCAAGACCAUCAUGUGGGUCUGCGCCGGGGUCCUUGUGUUUGCCGUCCUCGUCUUGGUCGCCUUUGGCUUCGAGUCGCGCGGCAAGAACGUCGAGUCGGCACCCCGUGUCGAAGCCUACCUCGCGACACGCCUCGGGCAGAACGAGCCAUUGGUCGAGACACCCGUGCGCAACGACGAAGCCUAGUGCGAUAAUCCAAUUCUUUUGAUCGAUCUACUUGUGUAUACAUAAGCGAGUGACUCCGACGAUAGCUCGGC
Messenger RNA from Saprolegnia diclina VS20, 1610 nucleotides. RefSeq lists its product as hypothetical. The transcript has a single exon. Gene Ontology annotation, molecular function: transmembrane transporter activity. Gene Ontology annotation, cellular component: membrane. Gene Ontology annotation, biological process: transmembrane transport. The coding region runs from base 49 to 1539 and encodes 496 amino acids. Lineage: Eukaryota; Oomycota; Saprolegniomycetes; Saprolegniales; Saprolegniaceae. The record is from RefSeq and is a predicted model, not a curated record.